GAGAGUGAACGCAACCAAUAAACAUGUUUCGCCGUGAGAGUGAAUGUAUUUAUUUAUGGAACUUUUGAAAAUUUCAUGUAAAAUAAAGCCAAAAAAAUAAUAGAAUGAAUUUAAUAUCUUAACACUUUUUAAUAACAUUCAGAGAUUCGAAGGCUGGCAAUGUUUUGUGGAAAUUAAAAGGAUAAAUGUUUUGAGGAAAGCAAAAUAUAUAGUGCAAUUAAAGCGAUUCGGAAAGAGAGAAGUAAAACCAUAAGGAAAUCAUUAACAUAUUUUUAUUAAAUUUAUACAGAAGUUUCACUUUAUGCCGCAUAUUAUUAUGAUUCUUUGUGAAGUCAACAAAAAAGAAAAAACUUAUUCCCAUUUCUUGAUCAAGUGAAAAAAACUUUGGACAAACUGUACUCGAGGUGGAGAAUAGUGAAUAUUACAAAAGAAAAAGAUUUUGGUUACUCCUGUUAUUGCUUCAUUAAUAAUUCGAGAUAUCUGUCAAAGUUUUGCGCCAAAAAUUUGACAUUUCUGCUGUGCUGAAAACAAAAGAAACACUAAAAGCAAAAUAGACAAAAUUGAUUGUAGACAAUUAAUAUGAAAAUAAACAUUUUUCUGCCAUAAUGUCCGCAGCUCGUAUUUUGAACCCAGUCUUUAGUGAAAUAUGUAAAGUGCGCUCCAGUCCAACAAUUUUGCAAAGGAAUUUGCCAUGCAGCCACCAAAUGCGUCGCAUUAAAAAAGAUUUAUUCGGCCCAAUCAAUGCAAGCGAAACCAACAGCAUGUUUAAGGAGCAGUUGGCUAAACACCAUGAAGAAGCAACGAGAAAAUGGGGUUUCGACUUUCGUUCAGGUGUGCCAUUGACGACUACUAAUGCCCAGUUUAUAUGGGAACGCAUUACCCAUCAAGAAAGCAUUGUUGCACCAGAAGUGUAUACUUUGACGCGAAAUGCGCACGUACAUCCGUCACCUGAUCAGCCGACACCUUUAGAUUUACUGAUGGACGAUAGAGCUGAGCGUGAAAAUGAUACCAUAAAUGGCUUAGCAACUGAUACCGAUUUUUGUGAUGAGUCCCACUUUGGGAAUUCAUCCACUUUAGCCCUAUUCAAGAUUCCUGCCAAUCCAAUUAGCCGGACAACAAGUGAGGCGGCUGUGCCGCGCAAAAUGCGGUUUCGCAAAAGACAGCCAAAAAUUACAGAAUACCUAAAGGAACGCAAGCGUUUAGUCCAGACCCCGAAGAAAGUAGCUCCAAUUAAACGCGUGCGCAUCUUGGCCGCUGGUAAUUCCCUUUCAAUACACUUAAGUUCUGUGGAUACUCAUCAAAUAAAUUCAUAUUUCUCUUUAACACCGCGUCAUGACUAGUAUCUAGGUUAAAUAAAAAACAAAAUUAAAAAAUAUGAUAAUCGGAAUUUGUAUGCAAUUUAAAAUGAUAUCUUUAAAGUUUAAGAAUUUUUGAUUUAAUUUUUAUGUUUAACUUACAAUUUAUCGAAUUGAAUUGGUUUGCAAGUGUAUGCGAAUUUUUUACAAGAGCAAAGUUUAUUUUUAAAGAAGCAAAUUGCAAGAAGUGUGUCUCAAUUUUGGAAUUUCGAAGUCUAUAUUUAACUCUACGUUUAGUGCACUGACUAAGUUAUUCUUGUUUUGACUUUUAACAUUCGUUGAUUUAUUGUUUGGAAGCAGUGAUCCUUUAUUUUUUCUACGAAAUAUUAAUUCAAUUAUUUUCAAAAGAGUUGUAGUUAAUUACUUUAUCAUAAUUAUUAUUAUUUACUUUCAAUAU
Molecule: messenger RNA, 1752 nt
Organism: Glossina fuscipes
Lineage: Eukaryota; Metazoa; Arthropoda; Insecta; Diptera; Glossinidae
Gene: dap
Product: cyclin-dependent kinase inhibitor 1
Exons: 3
Coding region: 606-1340 (244 amino acids)
Biological process (GO): regulation of cell cycle
Cellular component (GO): nucleus
Molecular function (GO): cyclin-dependent protein serine/threonine kinase inhibitor activity
Source: RefSeq, a predicted model, not a curated record